Messenger RNA from Arachis duranensis, 717 nucleotides. RefSeq lists its product as uncharacterized. Lineage: Eukaryota; Viridiplantae; Streptophyta; Magnoliopsida; Fabales; Fabaceae. The record is from RefSeq and is a predicted model, not a curated record. The transcript has 3 exons. The coding region runs from base 1 to 717 and encodes 238 amino acids.
AUGACAGCUGAGGCCUGGGAGCUACGGAUCUUGAUGGUUGCACUGGGACGAGGACGUGGUAGGCGUGGUGCGAAUCCUGUAGAGGAACCGACGAGGGGUGCGUAUGCUUUUAUAGCUGCAAUGAACACCAUGGCUGAGGCUGUGCGUGAAACGGCAACUGCUACUAUGCGAGCAAUUGACCGUUUAGGAGAGAAGAACGGAGAUCGUAACGGAGGACGCAAUGGUGAGCGUGGUGGAGACGAUAAUGAUAAUGAAGGCGCUAGAAACCACGAUAAUCCUAUGACACUAACAACCUUUUUGAAGUCACUGCGAGCGCAACAUGUACCAGAAAGACAACACGUGGAGUUUGCGACCUAUAUACUAGAAGGAGAAGCUGAACAUUGGUGGCAUGGAGUGCAACGCUUGUUGAGGCAGGUGGUGGAGGAUACUGAUUGGGAUACUUUUAAGGAGGAAUUUUACAAAAAGUAUUUUCCUAGAACUGUUUGUGAUGCUAAAGAAAUAGAACUGAUGCAGUUGACGCAGGGGAAUAUGUCAGUGGCAGAAUAUACUAAAAAAUUUGAGAAUUUGUGUCGAUUCUCUAAGAUCUGUCAGGAAAACCCAGAUGAUUUUGAAGAAUGGAAGUGUUUGAAGUACGAAGGAGGACUCCGCGAAGAGCUAAUGCAUUCGUUAGUACCACUGGAAAUACAGAAUUUUGUAGAGCUUGUCAAUAAGAGUUAG